ACAAAGCACAAUGCUUCAGGACGUUAAUUGUUCAUUUUUUCACACUUAUUAUUGUUUUAAACUUAUCACUAAUGACCGGAAGCACUCAAAUCACGCCUGGCCACGAUUGGUUAAUCCCAUGAGGUAUCGCUUUUCAGCAUUUAACUUACGUUUAUCAACUCUCAGUUGAAAACAAGAUUAGCUCACAGAACGUUUACAAGCUUACUAUCCAUAGAGGAAGGAAUAUGUCUAAGAUAUAUGCAUGUUUGUGGGUUGUUGUUUUGUCAACAUUAGCCACUAGUGGAAUGAUCUUGCCACCAGACUUGAAGCGUAUCAUGGCCAAUGUCAACAGCCUCGACACAUUCAUGACGGCCUUUAACCUAGGGAACAUUACUUUACAACCACCACCACCACGUAAACAGCAAAAUGGAUGGGAGUCCUUAUUGAAUAAGAAAUCUACCCAAAACGCCAAGUUGAAGACUGUCGCAGUUGGCCGCACGCGAGUGGUUUCUUUCUUUGACGACACCAGCCCCCCUAUAGCUCUCGAUGAUGCGCCGUGUAAACCGUAUCCAACAGUCAUUGAAGUUCCACAGCCAAGCCAUCAUCAAGGGUUUCAUUAUCCCUUCAAUGUUAUGAUGCACCGUUGUGCUGGAUCUUGUAGUACUAAGCCAAGGGUCCAGGAAUGUGUUGCAACAGCUACAGAAAAUAUAAGUCUGCUAUCUUUCCUCGUGUCAUGGAACUCACCAAGCGCCAGCAAAAAUCAGUUGCGUCCAUCACACCGCAUAAUGCCGAUUGUAAACCACACUCAGUGUGGGUGUCAAUGCAUCACCAAACCAUCAGAUUGCGACCCUUCAACGCAAGUGUUCUCACAAGACAAAUGUAGAUGUGAAUGCAAAGCUAGGUCAAGACCCUGUCCCGCCUACCAUCGCUGGGACCGCGUCAGAUGUAAGUGUGUGUGUCAUSCUCCUAGUUAUAUAAUUUGUCCCAGGAGAUUUCAUUGGAGUCCAGAAGAGUGCAAGUGCGUGUGUAAGGCAACUGCGUGCAAAGAUACUAAUAAAGUAAGGAAGCAGAGAAACUGUCGAUGCUACUGUCCUAAAUUACCGAUCUGUCCUCUAGGAUUCAGGAAGGAUCGCAAAACCUGCAAGUGUGUGAACAAUGUUUAACGACUUGCUAAUCGUCUGGCUAGUGGAACAAGAUGAACUGUUAGAAAUAUGUGAAAUUGUAUGAACCAUAGUUUCACUGUCAGUGACCGAGUUUCUUGUUCGUCGUUCGGAGGUUAGUCGUGAGCGCGGGAUAUUUUCGAAUAUUAUUCGAUCGGGCACCGGAUCAGGGUCAAACCGACAUUGAAACAAAUAGUUGUCAUUUUGCACAUGAAUCGAACACCGAUACUCGCUCGGCAACACAAAGAAAUGGUAUCGUAGGUAGCAGAUAGGUGUACAAAUUCUUAUUAUGUAGGGUAGAGUGAGGACUAUUGAGCCCCUGCUUGAUAGUCAAUGCAUUAGUAAGGUCCAGAUGACGCAACGUUACAACAACGUUAAGAAAUCGUGAUUACGAUUAAGUAGAUUUAGUAAUUUAGUAUGACUGCUGAGGGAGAUCGUAGUCUUCUUCGUAGUCGCCAUUGGUGUCGUUUCUAGUUCCUCCCUGGCGCCCCGCCCCACAAAUGAGAAGAGCUCGAGGGGAUCUGGGACCGAUACUAUUGACGGCUGUGAAGAAGACUAGAGAGACUAAGGCGUAUUCCUUUUGUUGCGCAAGGCCAGUAAUCAGAGGUAACAAGAAAAGACCAGUCGCAGUAACAUUGUUUUGUUGCUAUUCGUGGUCGGUAACAAAGGAAAAACCGCCAACCAUCAUAACAUACCUAAGCUUAGGUGCUCUUAAGUUCUUUAAUGAAGGUACUAGCUGCGCAUAAGUAUUUCGUUCCUCUAAUGCUUGCGUGACCAAUGCGUUACCAGGUUUACGUAGCGCACUUCUUUUUCCAGUUAAAAUAUUUCCCUAAUCCUAAGACCUUUUUUCACGCGAUUAACUCCAGCUUAUCUUAUCAGGAGCCCAUUAUGGCGUGCGUAUAUACACAUCUAAAUCGCUAAUCACGAGUAAUACAUUGAUAUAGACGCCUCUAGUAAUGGGACUCCUGAUUUUAUUCGUUUCAGAACAAACUCUCAGACUGACUGACAUUCGCGCACUGAUCAUGACGUCACAUCACCAUCUUCCAAACAUGGUCAAAAGAAGUGACAAAACACGAUGACAAACUGCUUUGGAUUUUUCCAAUAGAUGUUGAAACGAAAGCCUUUAACUUAGAAGUAUGACCUCUUUUCAUCUAUACCUUAAUUUUAGACGUAAAAUAAUACUUUUAUACUUUAUUAAAUGUUAUUAGUACAUACUUAUCAUAAGUUAACGUGUAAUGGAGUUAAUCGCUCUAUCUAUAAUGUUUCAUAAGUAUUCUAUAUUAUGAUAGACUUUCACGGACCGGUCAUUAACUAAUUAAUCGAUCCCCUUCCCUGCUCAAAGAAAAGUUGCUGCCCUCUUAAUAUAUAUUUUAUACAAAAAAUAAUAACCCCCCACUCUAAGUGUUUUAAACAAAUGUUUGUGGCCCUCCACCUCUAAUUAAUAACCGACCCCUGAGUCUAUUCUUUAUCUCAGUUAAAUUGUACUCGCAUUAGAGCUUUUAAGUGUGACGUAAUUCAAACGAAAAACGACUUCCGGGUUCAAAUUCAUAAUUACUUCAUUCUAUAGACAUUUUUCUGUGUUUUUUCUUCAAAGCAGGAUCUUCUGUUCAUGCAUAUGAAUGUUCAAGGUAGAGAUUAAUCCUGGGAAUAAGUUGUGGCAAGAUUUUCGCAAAUUAACCCCCUACCUCGCGCGAUUGGACCCGGAUAUACGUCACAACUUAAAAGCCCUAUUCCUUACUUAGUCAUACCAGCCUAGAUCUCGAUAAAGUAUGAUUUAUAAAACAGUUUGUUCAUUUUGUUUAUCGGUUGCAUUUAAAACUAAAAGAACUCAGAGCAAAUUAAAUAUAACAGACUAACUAUUAUCAUUUAAAAUAUUUUAUUAGUAUAAUAUUUUUAUCACAAGAAAUAUAUAAAUAAAAUUUAUUUUUUUCAAUAACAUCUUAAAAAAAUAAGGCGUAAUGUAGUUAUCCGGUUGAAGUAAAAAUAGUUCCGACAGUUCUGAA
Messenger RNA from Actinia tenebrosa (Australian red waratah sea anemone), 3142 nucleotides. RefSeq lists its product as uncharacterized. Gene Ontology annotation, cellular component: membrane. The record is from RefSeq and is a predicted model, not a curated record. Gene Ontology annotation, molecular function: growth factor activity. Lineage: Eukaryota; Metazoa; Cnidaria; Anthozoa; Actiniaria; Actiniidae.